Guyanagaster necrorhizus is the source of this 1886-nucleotide messenger RNA. RefSeq lists its product as uncharacterized. Lineage: Eukaryota; Fungi; Basidiomycota; Agaricomycetes; Agaricales; Physalacriaceae. The record is from RefSeq and is a predicted model, not a curated record. Bases 136 to 1752 code for a protein of 538 amino acids. The transcript has 3 exons.
AGCAAGGGAUCUUGUCAGCUUCUCAUUCACUGGUUUCGUCGUUUAGGUUGGUAGGAUUUGUGCCUCGUCAGCAGUGAGAAGUGUAAAAGUAACUUCGACUUCAGAGCAAGCUUCUGUUUGCCCUAACGUAUCGGAAUGAAAAGUAUCAUGUCAAAUGGUGUCAUUUGUUGUAGUUGUGGUCACACCCUCCAGGUGAACACCUCCCCAAACAUCUCGCUGUCACCGCAACUGUCCCGGCUUCUCUGCACCAACGACCCUCCCUCUGACUUGCAGGCUGCCUGGUUCCGCGAUGUUGGGUUACCAAAUCUUCGAGACGACGUCUCUCAGCUUGACGACCGAAUACGUGAUGUUGGAGUGCUGUUGCACCAGCUCGAGCAAGAGCGAGCCCAUCUCCAGACACGAGUCGACACGUUUGCAUGCGUGCUGUCCCCCACCCGACGCAUUUCAGAAGAAAUUCUCACUCGCAUAUUCAUUUUCGCCACCGUCGAUGGCACAUGUGAUGCUUUAAACACUGCUGCAAGUCCUUGGGUAUUCAUGCAUGUCAGCCAAUUUUGGCGCAAGACUGCUUCUUCAUGCCCGUCUCUGUGGUCUAGACUGCAAAUUGCUACCGUCUUUGGCCGUAGAGACCCGUCGUCUCUCCUUUCCACAGUCCUCCGCCUCUCUGAUCAAAAUAUAAAGCAUCUUGCGUUUACUUGCGACGACGAUUAUUCCUUUAUCGUCGACUCAGAUCAUGAAAAGAUGUUAGCAAAUGUUCUCCGGGUGCUUUUGGAACAUUCCAGACGCUGGGAACGCAUUUCAUGUGCCCUUCCCGCCAACGUGCUUGCGCUGCUCUCAAUUGCACGUGAACAUUUUGACUCCCUAGUAUCCAUCUCGCUGCAGUGCUCAGAUUCUGCAGAGCUACGGACGCUCGAUGCCUUCGAGAUCGCACCCAAGCUGGUGGAAGCAUGUUUCGAUGGGUUUCAUUGGAAGACAGAGAUUCGUUUACCGAGUCAUCUUACCACUUAUUGCGACAUGCGACUACAGGGAGACAUCACGCUUACUCCAUGUUACAUCGAUAUGGUCCGGCGAAACCUUCGGUUGGAAACCUUCAGGGUCAAUCAUUGCGACACCGAAGGUUCAUCCUACCCGAUUCCUCAACUAUCGCGUGUCACGCAUACAUCCUUGAAGUGUCUGGCGGCAUGCGACAACCUCUUUUUAGACAACCUGGUGCUCCCUGCCCUCGACACCAUGAAUAUUGAGCCAGGGGACCGCCGCGAGUGCCCUCCCAGCGCCUGCAUAGCCGUCCCAGACCUGAUCGUUCGCUCCCAAUGUUCGCUCACAUCUUUGUCCCUAACAAACGCUGCUCCAGACAGCAAUUUCAUCCAUAUCCUACAGUUGACCCCCCAGCUUCAAUCUCUCCAACUCAGAUUUCCUCUCUGGAUAGACAGCUGCUGGCUCUACGAAUCGCAUAUGAAGACGCUGGUAACGCGACUGGCCAAGGUGACCCUCGUACCUCAGCUGCGGGAAAUGCGGAUCGAAGUUGGGAGAAGGAACGAGCUCAUUGACGAGCUUCUCUUUUUGGAUCGGUCGUUCGUCGAUCUGAUCCGUGUGCGGUGGGGUUUGGAUUCGUUCUCGUUAGUGCGCUUUGAGGGAUGGUCAAAGUGGACGAGGUUGGAUGAGCAUCAUUUUCAGGAACUGAAACGGAUGAAAAGGGAAGGACUCGAGGUUGUUUUCAGGACGCCGAACAAGGGUGUGAUGGUAGAUCGUGUUUGACUUAUUGUGAUCGUUUUGUUAUGUUCGCUCUCGAUAAUGUAGUUUUUCAAACUUCCAGGGGUGCUAUCAUGGACGUUCACUCUGCUUCGUCGACUUUCUCCAGUGAUGGUUUCAAACAACUUUAAUCUCCUGCU